Molecule: messenger RNA, 1083 nt
Organism: Lactuca saligna
Lineage: Eukaryota; Viridiplantae; Streptophyta; Magnoliopsida; Asterales; Asteraceae
Source: the annotation of a GenBank genome assembly
CGUUAAAUAUUUUGAAACUACGGGGGCCAAAGAGUACAAUCCGCAAUAGUUUUGUGCAAUUAUCCUAUUUCCACAGACUCCUAAAACCCUAACUGGUGCCCGCUACCUGCAAACUUAAGCAAAAACCCAAAAACCCUAUUUUCUUCGAUAUUGUUUUAGGAGGAGAAACUGCAAGUAAUUGUCUGUGUGUAAAGACAAAGUAUGUUGCGACGGAAUGUGAGGUUGAGAAGAGAGUAUCUGUAUAGGAAAAGUUUGGAAGGCAAAGAACGUUUGCUUUACGAGAAGAAACGCAAAAUCAAACAAGCUCUUGAAGAGGGGAAACCAAUUCCGACUGAGCUCAGAAACGAGGAUGCUGCUCUUCGCCAAGAAAUCGACCUCGAAGAUGAACGAACUGCAGUUCCAAGAUCAACCAUAGACGAUGAAUAUGCAAAUGCAAACGAAAGAGAUCCAAAAAUCCUACUAACCACAUCUCACGACCCAAGUGCUCCUCUUAAACAGUUCGUAAAGGAAUUGAAGUUUGUCUUCCCCAAUUCACAACGUAUGAACCGUGGUGGUCAGGUUAUAUCUGAAAUAGUUGAGACAUGUAGAGCACAUGACUUUACAGAUCUUAUACUUGUUUAUGAACAUCGUGGUGUACCUGAUAAGAUUGUUAUAAGUCACUUGCCUUUUGGUCCAACUUCUUAUUUUCAAAUCCUCAAUGUGGUUACAAGACAUGACAAUAAAGACAAGAAGGAAAUGGGAACUGUUUCUGAGGCUUAUCCACAUCUGAUUCUUAACAACUUUUCAACCAAGAUUGGUGAAAGGACUGCAACCAUCUUAAAGCAUCUCUUCCCAGUGCCUAAGCCUGAUUCCAAACGUAUAAUCACUUUUGCUAAUCAAUCAGAUUACAUUUCUUUCAGGCAUCAUGUCUAUAGGCAAAGUGGAGGUCCUAAAUCGAUUGAUUUAAAGGAGGUUGGGCCUCGAUUUGAGUUAAAAUUGUAUCAGAUAAAGCUUGGAACAGUUGAUCAAGACGAAGCACAAACAGAAUGGGUGUUGAGAUCCUUCAUGAACACCUCCAAGAAGCAGAAAGUUUUAGGCGAAUGA